Canis lupus familiaris (dog) is the source of this 2596-nucleotide messenger RNA. It is a transcript of the gene RNF13, whose product is annotated as ring finger protein 13. Gene Ontology annotation, biological process: protein ubiquitination; ubiquitin-dependent protein catabolic process; positive regulation of DNA-templated transcription. The record is from RefSeq and is a predicted model, not a curated record. The coding region runs from base 396 to 1541 and encodes 381 amino acids. The transcript is spliced from 11 exons. Gene Ontology annotation, molecular function: ubiquitin protein ligase activity. Lineage: Eukaryota; Metazoa; Chordata; Mammalia; Carnivora; Canidae. Gene Ontology annotation, cellular component: nucleoplasm; cytoplasm.
CGGCGUCGGAAGGGAUUCUUCCGCUCGCACAUCGCCGACGGUCCGGAAGCGCCGUGGCCGGGGAGGCCGCGCAGCGCCCCGCGGACUGUGGACAGGUGUUCGAGCCCCGACGCCCCCCCUUGGGGACCUUACGUUAAUCAUACCAACGGCUGGCAUUUAUUAAGCGCUAGGUCAGGAAAUGUCCUUUCAUUUAUUCACUGAUCCAGGGUUCAAAGGCAUUCCAGGAGGGGGGUACCAUUGUUCCUCCAGGUACAGAUGGAGAACCCAAGCUCCAAAAGAUUACAUAAUCAGCCAGAGACAGAGCUGGAAGGACAGGGUCAAGUCCCUCGAUGACCUGCUCCAAAGCCCAUCAUUCUACAUAGCAGGCUGAGAACGGAAGGUGAUUUUACAGCGAAAUGCUGCUCUCCAUAGGAAUGCUCAUGCUAUCGGCCACACAAGUCUAUACCAUCUUGACUGUCCAGCUCUUUGCAUUCUUAAACCUACUACCUGUAGAAGCAGACAUUUUAGCAUAUAAUUUUGAAAAUGCAUCUCAGACAUUUGAUGACCUUCCAGCAAGAUUUGGUUAUAGACUUCCAGCUGAAGGUUUAAAGGGUUUUUUGAUUAACUCAAAACCAGAGAAUGCCUGUGAACCCAUAGUGCCUCCACCACUAAAAGACAAUUCAUCGGGCACUUUCAUCGUGUUAAUUAGAAGACUUGAUUGUAAUUUUGAUAUAAAGGUUUUAAAUGCACAAAGAGCAGGAUACAAAGCAGCCAUAGUUCACAAUGUUGACUCUGAUGACCUCAUUAGCAUGGGAUCCAACGACAUUGAUGUGCUAAAGAAAAUUGACAUUCCAUCUGUCUUUAUUGGGGAAUCAUCAGCUAAUUCCCUGAAAGAUGAAUUUACAUAUGAAAAAGGGGGCCACAUCAUCUUAGUUCCAGAAUUUAGUCUUCCUCUGGAAUACUAUCUAAUCCCUUUCCUUAUCAUAGUGGGCAUCUGUCUCAUUUUGAUAGUCAUUUUCAUGAUCACAAAAUUUGUCCAGGACAGACAUAGAGCCAGAAGAAACAGACUUCGUAAAGAUCAACUUAAGAAGCUCCCCGUGCAUAAAUUCAAAAAAGGAGAUGAGUAUGAUGUAUGUGCCAUUUGUUUGGAUGAAUAUGAAGAUGGAGACAAGCUCAGAAUCCUCCCUUGUUCCCAUGCUUACCACUGCAAGUGUGUGGACCCCUGGCUAACUAAAACCAAAAAAACCUGUCCGGUCUGCAAGCAAAAAGUGGUUCCUUCCCAAGGCGACUCAGACUCCGACACAGACAGCAGUCAAGAAGAAAAUGAGGUGUCCGAACACACCCCUCUUCUUAGACCUUUGGCUUCUGUCAGCACCCAGUCAUUUGGGGCUUUGUCGGAAUCUCGCUCACAUCAGAAUAUGACCGAGUCUUCAGACUAUGAAGAAGAGGACAACGAAGACACCGACAGCAGUGACGCAGAAAACGAGAUCAAUGCGCACAGUGUUGUAGUCCAGCUGCAGCCUAAUGGUGAACGGGAUUACAACGUAGCAAACACGGUCUGACCUCCAGAGGGUGAUCGGGUUAUUUCCUAAUAAAUGUUUAUUUAGGUAUAUAAUUUGAUUUUUUUGCUCCCUUCAGAGAUUCCUGUAGAAAUAACUUAUUUUUUAGUGUUCUACAGUUUAAUCAGAUACUGAAACAGGUUUUUCUGAUCUGGUAUUCAUCUGCAGGAGUGCACUUCAUUUUCACUGAUAAACUAGUAAUAAAUAGGCUGAUGCUGUAACUCCAGCAUCAAAUCAGCUCUUCUUUUGGAAUGAAAUAUAGCCAAAACAUUUUUAAAAAUUCCUCAGUAUAGCUUGCAGUUAAGACCUAGAUCACAGUAUGCAAGUGUUUCGUGUUUUACACACAAGGUCAGUGCUGUGGCCACCUAGCAUGAGCUAAGCCAACUCCCAUUUGCAUAAAGUUUACCUAGAGUUGUUGAGUUGGAAUAUGUUUGUUCUGGUAUUUCCCUAAAUUGCCAUCACUCCUGAGAAGUGACAAUUUAGCAUUUUUCCUUCUCUCAGCACCUCAAAGAAACUCAAGCUGUCUUUUUCCUUUCUAUUCCCAACUAGUCUUAUCCUGAUAGGAAUAGUCUGUACGAGUGCAGAUUUUCAUAGUUUUUUUUUUCCCCCUCAAGGUUUUAAUACUAUAUAGUGUUAUGUAUGAAUUGAUUCAUCAGCUAAAGUAACAUGUCUCUGGACUUACUGAAUUUCAGUAUCCGUAAGGGUUUUGUGUUAUGAUCAAAGCAAAAAGAAAAUGCUGUAUAAAAAUACCAAACUUCAGCAACUGUUAAUACUCAGAUCAUAUACCUCUUAACAAAGAGUAUCUUAUGCUAAUUAGCCCUGCUAAACUAUGUACAGAGGAAAAUGUUCAAGUAUUGGAUUUGAAAAUAAUUGCUUAUGUUUAACAGAACUAAUGAUGUACUUAAACAAUGUAUUAUGAAAAACUAAAUUAUAUUAUACAUCAUUGUAACUAUGUAGAAAAUAUAGACUUAUGUAUAAUCAAAAUGCUAAGAAUUUUUAUAUGGCCUUGUAUGAAGGGAGUUUGAAUGUUAAUAAACACAUGUUUUCCACUUUAAGAA